Odocoileus virginianus texanus is the source of this 5192-nucleotide messenger RNA. It is a transcript of the gene RFWD3, whose product is annotated as ring finger and WD repeat domain 3. Gene Ontology annotation, cellular component: nucleus. The record is from RefSeq and is a predicted model, not a curated record. NCBI's taxonomy places the organism in Eukaryota, Metazoa, Chordata, Mammalia, Artiodactyla, Cervidae. Gene Ontology annotation, biological process: protein ubiquitination; interstrand cross-link repair. Gene Ontology annotation, molecular function: protein binding; ubiquitin-protein transferase activity.
UCCCUUAAAGGCAGGAAGAUGAAAAAAACUUACAAUGCUAAGGUUGGCUUUGGUGACAGGCAUCUUCUUCUCCAAAGACUUUAGGAGAAACAGCAUGAGGCACAGUUUGAAUAUUUUCAUCUUUUCAAAAUGGACUAAGAAAUCUUUCCCUUACGACUUUCUCCCGCCACAAAGUUCAAAUAAAGAGCGGUAAAACUCCUUCUUCCGUUUUUUUCUCUUUGGGGGCUGGGCGCGUGUUGACGGACGUUGAUUUCUACCAAUUGUACGAGACUUCCUUGCGCAAGGUCCUGCCUACCUCGUUUACGAAGGGUCAGCCAAUGAGAGCGCCGCUGUUUCAGUCAGCCGGCGACCAAAGAAAGAAGAAGAGAGGCUAUUGGCUACCGGUUGGAACUGCUGCCCAAUAGGAGCAGACCGAGCCAGCACUUCGGGCGGGCAGCUUGAGCUGCUGGCAAGUGGCUAUAGUAGCCAGUCUGGCAAGUUUUUCUAAGGGGGUUGCUGCGCCUCCGGCGACCUGGCGAGUCUGACCGUGUGCUCUGGCUUCAGUGAUGGCUCGUGAAGCGGUGGGAUAUGAUCUUCAGGUGCAAUUAGAUCAUGGUGCUGCAGAACAGCCUGCUCCUGCCGAGGUGGUGAGCAGCCAAGGGGCCCCACCCCUGCUCCGGCCUCCUCACACUGAGGAGGUCAGCAGCCAGGAGGGACCACCCGUGUUGCGUCCUGUACUUGCUGAGGUGGUCAGCAUCCAAGGAGGACCACCCCUGCUCCAACCCAUUCCUGAGGAGAUCUUCAACAGCCCAGAGAGAGUGCCGCUGCUUCCGCCUAUUCCACAGAUAUCUGUUGAUCUGACAGAGGAAGUGGAGCUCUCGGGAACAGAGACUGUGGGGAACCUCAGUCCAGGAGUUUUAGAGGAGUUUAGGCCGAGAUCUGGUGCUAACGACGCUCCCCAAGUGCCUUCAUUGGAUUCAGUGAACAGCUUCAUCAAUGGGCUGCAGAGACUUCAUGGCAUGCUGGAGUUCCUGCGACCGACUUCAGGCCGCAGUGUGGGGCCCAUGAGAGCGAGGAGGAGUAGGAGGAUUUCUGCUUCACGGAGGACAAGAACAGGAGGGUCCCAGAGGACAAACAGUGCCAGGUUGAGAGCACCGUUGGAUGCUUUCUUUCAAGCGAGCAGGACCCAGCCUCAUUCGUCAGCCACCUCUCAUGAUUCAGAGACCAGGAAUCCUGUCUCUGAUGACAUGCAGGUAUCAGGCAGUUCUGCUUCCGACAGUGACAGCUCCACAGAGUUUGAGGAGGGAGGUGCUCCGGCAGAGGAGCCUGAAGCUGUUGUUUUAGAAGAGCAACUAGAAGAUAUCUCAACAGACCAAGAAGUUACAUGUAUUGGGGCAGAAGACACUCUCCGCAAACAGUCUCCCCAGAAGUCUAACCCUUCUCUGACUCCUGCGUCUGUGGAUGAGGAAGAAGGGGACACUUGCACGAUAUGUUUGGAGCAGUGGACCAAUGCUGGGGAUCACCGGCUCUCGGCCUUGCGCUGUGGUCACCUCUUUGGGUACAACUGCAUUUUGAAGUGGCUCAGAGGACAGACCCGAAAAUGUCCCCAGUGCAACAAGAAAGCCAAGCAAAGUGAUAUCGUUGUCCUUUAUGCCCGGACCUUGAGAGCUUUGGACACUAGUGAGCAGGAGCUCAUGAAGAGUUCCUUACAGAAGGAGCAGAAGCUAAGGAAGAAGGCCGAGUUAGACUCGGCACAGUGUCGGCUACAGCUUCAAGCCCUUACUGAUGAAUGCUCCAGGCUUCAAAGUCGUGUUCAGGACUUGCAAAAACUUAUCGGUCAGGAUAAGCUCUCACAACAGCCUGGGGGUUCCCAACCACAUUUCCUAAGUGGCCUGCCCUCCAGCCAGACUCAACAGAAGUACCAUUUCCAGAAGACAUUCACAGUGUCUCAAACAGGAAACUGUCGAGUCAUGACAUACUGUGAUGCUUUGAGCUGCCUGGUGGUGUCACAACCUUCUCCUCAGGCCGCCUUCCUUCCAGGCUUUGGUGUUAAGAUGUUGAGUACUGCCAACAUGAAAAGCAGUCAGUAUAUUCCUAUGCAUGGCAAACAAAUACGUGGACUGGCUUUCAGCAGUCGAUCCAAAGGCUUACUUCUCUCUGCUUCCCUGGACAGCACAAUUAAACUGACCAGCCUGGAAACAAAUACCGUGGUCCAGACUUACAAUGCUGGGCGGCCUGUCUGGAGCUGCUGCUGGUGUCUCGAUGAAAACAAUUACGUCUAUGCUGGACUGGUCAAUGGUUCACUUCUGUUGUAUGACCUUCGAAAUACAAGCUCUCACGUCCAGGAGUUAGUACCUCAGAGAGCUAGAUGCCCGCUGGUAUCCCUGUCAUAUGUACCCAGAGCUGCCUCUGCUGCAUUUCCAUAUGGUGGAGUGUUGGCUGGAACGUUGGAGAAUGCCUCUUUUUGGGAGCUGAAAAUGGGCUUUACUCAUUGGCCUCAUGUGCUGCCCGUGGAGCCUGGGGGCUGUGUAGACUUCCAGGUAGAGAGCAGCACCUGCCACUGUCUUGUGACCUACAGGCCUGAUAAAAAUCACAACACCUUACGAAGUGUGCUCAUGGAGAUGUCCUAUAAACUGGAUAAUGCUGGAGAGCCCAUCUGUUCCUGCCAUCCUGUACAAACAUUCCUUGGGGGACCUUCCUGCAAAUUGCUAACCAAGAGUGCCAUUUUCCAAAAUCCAGAGAAUAAUGGCAGCAUCCUGGUGUGUACUGGGGAUGAAGCAUCAAAAUCGGCCCUGCUGUGGGAUGCUGCCAGUGGCUCAUUGCUUCAGGAUCUGCAGGCCGAUCAGCCUGUCUUGGACAUCUGCCCAUUUGAGGUGAAUCAUAACAGCUACUUGGCUACCUUAACAGAAAAGACAGUCCACGUCUAUAGGUGGGAGUGACCAUGGUCUUGAAACUUAUCAAUCAUGUUGCUGGUUAAUGCUACAUGUUAUUUGCUAGUACCUCACAGCCUUGAGCAAGAUCUGUGCUUAUUGUCUGUGGCCUAGAACUUGUGGGAUCGUGGUUCCAUUAGGUUAAUAUGAUCCUGGGAUUCGAGGUCAACAAAACACUAUAGAUGGUGUAUCUUCAAGGUCCAUCAAAAGAGUAAGUGACGGGUACUCCAUCAACAUUAUCCAUUUCUUGGGUUAAAAGCCUUCAUGAAUCUUUGUUGAGAAUCAUUAUGUUUGACCAGACUUUCUACUGGGCCUUGGAGAGAGUAUCCUCCCUGCAGUCACUUAGGAUAUGAAUGUACACUGAGCAUCUCCGGACGUGACAUCCCACCCAAGUUGUCUUGUCACUUGACUGCAUGACUUGGGAAUGCUUAUGUUCCUGAUGGGACUAACCAUUUUGAUGCUCCUUGGAUGCAGCGUGGAUGCAGAAGUCUUCAGUUGAGCACAAGAGGGCACUCUACAGUCUUCUGAAGGAUUUGACCUGUUUCUGACCGUGUAGGCUGGUAAUCUUUCGGUAACUUGGUCUCAGCCCCACAGAGCUGUCUGGCAGAGCUCAUCUGGUCUGCUCUGUAGCGGGAGCAGCCUUGUUCAGGUAAGCGGUGCCAGAGCAGCGGUCAACCCAGUGAUGGCGCAGCUGAUGCCAGCGUAUGGGGUUCAUCACACUGCGAAUCAAGGAGAGAGACCAGUUGUUUGAGCAGUGGGGAAGACUCACUUUUUUUCUAGCCAGCUAAGAUCUCAGGAUUGGUUUUAUAUUAGCCAGUGCUUUGAAAGCCACUCUUUGUGCUCACUAGGAAAAGAUGAGCCAUAUGUCAAAGCUCUUACUAGUAUGAGAGAUCAGGAGCAAGGGGCUCACCAAGAGAGGCUUACAAAAGAGAAGCUGCUUAGACUGCUGUUGAAAGCAGAAGAGGACUUGUCUCGCAUUUUUAAAGAGUUUCUCUCUGAAUAAAGUCCACCCCUUGGAGUAAGGAGCUAUUCUUGAGCCUGUUUAGAAUUCCCAGGUUGAAACCUGCCACCAGGUGAAUCUGAUGUUUGAUUCCAAAUUCCUCUGAUUUGCCUCCUUCCCUAACUUUUUUUAAGAAAAUGUUUUUAGUAAAAUAGUUUUUCUCAGGAAGAUAACAGUGGUUGGAGGCCUGCGUGGAUUGCAGGGAGAUGCCCACCAGCUUUCAUUCCAACCCUGGAUUGUCCCACUUUUGGAGCUGUAUUUUUCUCCAGUAGAGGGUUCAGUUUAUAUCUGUUUGCUUUGCAAAAGGCUACUCUACUAAACUACUGUCCACCACAGAACGUGUCUCAAGGCGUGCUCCCUGUUCUUGGGAGCAGGAUGACUAACUGUGAUUUUCUUAAAUAAUUGUUGUAGAAAUGUUAUCAUUAUUUUUAUUUUAAAACAGUUCUGAUCUGUCAACUCCUGAGCUGUUGCCAGCAUUUCUCACCAGCAGGGGCUUAUUGCAGUAGAUUUCCCUAGAGUUCCAUGUUCUAGUUGUGUUUUUUAAAGAAUGGCCUCCUUCUAUUUAAGGACAUCUUUCAAAAAGCCAGUUUCCAGAACCUGGGAAAGACCUCCCCUUUCUAGAAGAGGUAUAACCUUUUGAUACGUUGAUGAUUAAGAUUAACUGCCCAGGCCUGGAGCAUCAGGGGCAGAAAAGGAUUUGAAUUAAAAAACAAUCUGGUUUCAGCAGAUGAUAAGAGAGAGGAAACAAGUGGUCAGGCCCUGGCUCCCAUUGUCUUUUGCUAGGGCAGAAUGUGGCACAGGGUUAGGAUUUGGCUAAAGUUGAAGUACACUUAGCUGAUGCUGAUUGAGAUCCAUCCCCACCCCCAAGCGUAGGAACCAAGGGACUUGUAUUAUUAGAGAAGUUGGAAGAAUCUCAUGCCUUACCAGUCCUUGCAUUCCCCUAGUAAGUUUAGAUGUUUGAGAAACAAAAAUUUUUGUGACUGUGACUGAUGUCUCCAAUGGAAGAACUUCCCCUCACCCCUGCUCCCCUCCGCCUGGCAGCGGAGAUGACAUCUAUAGAUGCAGGCUCUGCCCCACCAUCUUCCCUCACCCAGUCUCUGAGAUUGUUUUCCCAUUUGAGGGUUUGGAAUUAAACAGACUCAAAAAUAUUUUCUUGUUAUCUGUAUCCUUGUACCUGCUUUGAAAACCAGACAGUGGGAUCUCUAUUCAUGUCCUAUGUUCUAAUGUUUGUGUUUUAUGUUUUAACAUAAAAUAUGAAAAUAAAGCAUUUACCAUAUGUUUCA